GAGAGACAGAAAGAGAGAGAGAGACACAGAAAGAGACAGAGAGUGAGAGAGAGACACACAGAAAGAGAGAGAGAGACACACAGAAAGACAGAGAGAGAGAUAUAUAUAUCUCCCUCUCUCAUUGCUCUUACAACCUCAUGGAAACAUACACCAUGGUCUAAUCUCCAUUAUUAACAGCUGUAGAGGACUUUUAGGCUUUGUCCCAAAUCGCACCAAAUUUCCUACAUGGUGCACUACUUUUGACCAGAGCCCCAUGGGCCCUAAUGCACUCUAUAGGGAAUAAUGUGCCAUUUGGUAAACAUCCUUAGUGAAAUAAACAGAACUAAGUGAGGAAGGAACUGCUGAGACAGGAGAUGAGACAGUAAGAAGAUUUGCCCACUGACAUGAACCAUGAGCCAUCUGUCUUUAACUUAAUAGGAAUUAUAUUCCAUUCCUGAGUACAUUAAAUAUUGAGCACUGGGCUCUGUGGGCCUGAUAAGAACAAGGUUGCCUCCUAAACUGAACUCUAUUUCCUAAAUAGUGCACUACUUUUGACCAGAGCCUAUGGGGUCCUCUUCAAAAGUAGUGCACUAUGUAGGGAAUAGGGUGCUAUUUUGGACGUAGGACCAAGUUCAAGUAUUUAUAGAGUCGUCGGAGCAGGCAGCUCUUUUCCUGCACUCUGAUGAAUCAGUUUGAAGUUAGCUCCACUAAUGAGUUAGGACUUCUGACUCCUUCUGUGGUUCAGAGCAGGACUACCUCAUUAAGACCCCGGAUCUUCCUCCUCUUCUUGUAAUCCAUGUAAUCCCUCUCAGUGUAGUAUUUGGAUAGUUAAUGACGGGCUUCGUCCCAAAUGGCAUCCUGUUACCUUCAUAGGAAUCAGGGUUCCGUUCGGAGAUACCAUUCAGUCUAAUCUGAAGACACCAUUCUGGUUAGAUUACAACAACGAUGAUGAAGGGGAAAAUACAUUCAGAAGAGAAAAUAAAUUCUGCAGUUUAAGAUCUUUGUAUCGUCUCCCUCGUGGUAUUCCCGUAAGCUACAUAAAUUAUUUAUAGGGGAAGUAUGCUUGGCUAGCUUCAGCACGCUUUUAUAUAGAUGGAUACACUGCACUCCUCUAAGGAGGAUUCUUUAGGUCAGUAUAGAUGGACACACUGCACUCGAUCAUAGACACACUGCACUCCUCUAAGGAGGAUUUUUUAGGUCACUGCACUCCUCUAAGGAGGAUUCUUUAGGUCACUGCACUCCUCUAAGGAGGAUUCUUUAGGUCACUGCACUCCUCUAAGGAGGAUUUUUUAGGUCACUGCACUCCUCUAAGGAGGAUUAUUUAGGUCACUGCACUCCUCUAAGGAGGAUUGUUUAGGUCACUGCACUCCUCUAAGGAGGAUUCUUUAGGUCACUGCACUCCUCUAAGGAUGAUUCUUUAGGUCACUGCACUCCUCUAAGGAGGAUUCUUUAGGUCACUGCACUCCUCUAAGGAGGAUUCUUUAGGUCACUGCACUCCUCUAAGGAGGAUUCUUUAGGUCACUGCACUCCUCUAAGGAGGAUUAUUUAGGUCACUGCACUCCUCUAAGGAGGAUUGUUUAGGUCACUGCACUCCUCUAAGGAGGAUUCUUUAGGUCACUGCACUCCUCUAAGGAGGAUUCUUUAGGUCACUGCACUCCUCUAAGGAGGAUUUUUUAGGUCACUGCACUCCUCUAAGGAGGAUUCUUUAGGUCACUGCACUCCUCUAAGGAGGAUUCUUUAGGUCACUGCACUCCUCUCAGGAGGAUUGUUUAGGUCAGUAUAGACACUGCACUCCUCUAAGGAGGAUACUUUAGGUCAGUAUAGAUGGACACACUGCACUCAAUCAUAGACACACUGCACUCCUCUAAGGAGGAUUCUUUAGGUCACUGCACUCCUCUAAGGAGGAUUCUUUAGGUCACUGCACUCCUCUAAGGAGGAUUGUUUAGGUCAGUAUAGACACUGCACUCCUCUAAGGAGGAUUGUUUAGGUCAGUAUAGACACUGCACUCCUCUAAGGAGGAUUCUUUAGGUCAGUAUAGACACUGCACUCCUCUAAGGAGGAUUGUUUAGGUCAGUAUAGACACUGCACUCCUCUAAGGAGGAUUGUUUAGGUCAGUAUAGACACUGCACUCCUCUAAGGAGGAUUGUUUAGGUCAGUAUAUACACUGCACUCCUCUAAGGAGGAUUGUUUAGGUCAGUAUAUACACUGCACUCCUCUAAGGAGGAUACCCAGGAUAACACCAUUGUAUUGGAAGUGGAAUAUCCAAAUAUCUAGGCUACAGUGUAUGAGUUAGAAUUGUCUGACCAUGUCUUUUUUCUCUCACACACCCUGGACCCCUGGACCCAUGUAUCCCUGGACCCUGGACCCAUGUAUCCCUGGAUCCCUGGACCCAUGUAUCCCUGGACCCCUGGACCCAUGUAUCCCUGGACCCUGGACCCAUGUAUCCCUGGACCCUGGACCCAUGUAUCCCUGGAUCCCUGGACCCAUGUAUCCCUGGACCCUGGACCCAUGUAUCCCUGGACCCUGGACCCAUGUAUCCCUGGACCCUGGACCCAUGUAUCCCUGGAUCCCUGGACCCAUGUAUCCCUGGACCCUGGACCCCUGGCUGUCCACCUCCUCGGAAACUGUAUCUCUGAUAUGUGCUGUUGCCAUGACGACAGACGAGGCGACAGAGCGACAGCAGCAAAAGAAUCCCAGCCAGCAGGAGGCAGAGCAGCAUCAGGCCACGCCCCCUGACCACGGGCCCUCUGACUCCCAGGCUUCCAGCACUCCCGUCACCUCGCCCCUAAGCACCGGCUCGCCCUUUCCUCCCAAGAAGGGGUUGCAGCUGAGACCCCGCCAGCGCACCUCGGCCGACCGUGGCCUCUCGCGACUCUUCUCCUCUUUCCUGAAGAGGAGGUCUCAGUGCGAGGGGGACGGGGGAGAGAAGGGGGAGAAAGGAGGGGACGGGGAAGAGCCCAAGGCGCCCAUCGCUGACUGUGAGCCGGAGCUCAGGAUCGAGGGGGAUCAGAACCUCGACCUGCACUCACUCAGCAGCAACGAGGCUCAGCCUGUCCAGGUAGACCAGAAGGAAGACCCCGAGAAAGAAUCGGAGGACGAGGGGGGAGAGAAAGACAAGGAGAAAAGAGAAGAGGACAGUGCCCAGGAGAAGGAGAAAAAGGAGGAGGACCCUGAGGGAGAGGGAGAAGGAAGAGAGGGCGAGGAGGGGGAGGGAGAGAAAGGGUUAAAGGAGAAGAUAGCAGAAGAAGACGCUCAACCUCCUAAGCCUCCCCGUCGACCCAGGAUCAUGCAAAUUAAAGUUACACUGCUGGACGACACUCUGUAUGAGUGUGAGCUGGAUAAACAUGCCAAAGGUGUGGAGCUGUUCACCAAGGUGUGUGACCACCUCAACCUGCUGGAGAGAGACUACUACGGUCUGGCCAUCUGGGAGUCGCCCUCCAUGAAGACCUGGAUGGAUUUCACCAAGGAGAUCCGUAGGCAGGUUCAAGGUGCAAAGUUAGACAAGAUCUGUGCAGACGCACAAUCAUGUACAGGCACCAAUUAUGACUUUACCUUCAAUGUGAAGUUCUAUCCACCUGACCCAGCCCAGCUUUCUGAAGACAUCACCAGGUACUACCUGUGUCUCCAGCUACGUAAGGACAUCCUGGGGGGCCGUCUACCCUGCUCCUUUGUCACGCUGGCCCUUCUGGGUUCCUACGCACUGCAGUCCGAGCUGGGGGAGUACGACCCAGAGACACACGCACCAGACUACGCCAAGGACCUGAGGCUGGCCCCAGGACAAACCAAGGGGCUGGAGGAGAAAGUCAUGGAGUUGCAUAAGACAUACAGGUCGAUGAGUCCAGCACAGGCAGACAUGGCCUUUCUGGAGAACGCCAAGAAACUAGCCAUGUACGGAGUGGACCUGCACCAGGCCAAGGAUCUAGAUGGAGUGGACAUCAUGCUGGGUGUUUGUUCUGGGGGUUUGAUGGUCUACAAGGACAAGUUGAGGAUCAACCGGUUCCCCUGGCCUAAAGUCCUCAAGGUCUCCUACAAACGCAGCAGCUUCUUCAUCAAGAUACGCCCCUCAGAGCAGCUGGAGCAUUACGAAAGCGCCAUUGGUUUCAAACUGCCAAACUACAAGGCCUCCAAGAAGCUGUGGAAGGUUUGUGUGGAGCAUCACACCUUCUUCAGGUUGACCUCUACUGAGGUGGCUACCACUCCCAGGAAGUUCCUAGUGCUGGGUUCUAAGUUCCGCUAUAGUGGGCGGACCCAGGCCCAGACCCGCCAGGCCAGCUCUAUGAUUGACAGGCCAGCCCCCCUAUUCCAACGCUCGGCCAGCAAGAGGAACUCACGCAGCAUGGACGAAGCCAUGGUGUCCACUCCAGACAAGAGCACUCGUCCUGUCAGUGCUCCCAUCAUGUCCCCUAUCUCUCCCGGGGAUGUCGCACCGUCCCCUGUGACCUCGGGCCUGCCCCGCGGUGAGCGGCGAGAAGCCUCCACCCCCACGGUUCGCAAGUCCCGCUCAGCAGAGAGGAAAACCAAAGAAGAGGUGGAGAGCAAGGUGACAGAGGUCUCCAAGACGCAGAGCUCCAGACCACAGUCCACCCCAGAGUUCAAGAGGGAGGGAGCCAGGAGGAGUAGGCAUCAUGCCCCUGCAGUCACCACCACCACCAACGGGACAGAGAGAGAGAGAAAGAGCCAGCAGCAUUCGUCCCGAGAGAGAACCGACAUGGAGACGGUGCGAGUGAGGAAGAAAAGAGCUAAGAAACUUGAGGGUGAAACUAUUUAUAUCAGGCAUAGCAAUUUAAUGUUGGAGGACCUGGAUAAGACCCAGGCAGAGAUUAUGCGUCACCACACCAGUAUCAGUGAGCUGAAGAGAAGCUUCAUGGAGUCUGUUCCGGAGCCGCGGCAGAGCGAGUGGGACAAACGCCUGUCCACCCACUCACCCUUCCGCACGGCCAGCAUCAACGGACAGCUGCAGCCCGGCACUGACGGGCCUAACGUGGUGAAAACACAGACAAUCACCAUCUCAGACGUGUCUAACUCCCUGCGAGGAGACGUCUCUAACAAGGAGGUCCCCAUCGUGCACACUGAGACCAAGACCAUUACCUACGAGUCAGCGCAGUGUCUCCUUCAGCCCGUAGACAACACGGCAGAAAGGGACUCUGGAGUGCUGCUGAGUGCCCAGACCAUCACCUCAGAGACAGUCAGUACAACCACCACCACUCAGAUCACCAAGACGGUGAAAGGAGGCAUCUCAGAGACUCGCAUUGAGAAGAGGAUUGUGAUAACUGGAGACACAGAGAUUGAUCACGACAAGGCUCUGGCCCAGGCCAUCAAGGAGGCGAAGGAGCAGCACCCGGACAUGUCCGUGACCAAAGUGGUGGUGCACCAGGAAACAGAGAUCACCCCCGAUUAACCCCAGGCUCACCUUUCCUAUGACCAGCUUUGGGCCAAAACUACCACGGCGCCUGAGGAAGGUGAACUCACACACAUCCCCCACUCGUCCUGACCUUCUCUGCUUGUUUCACCGCCAUUCCUGCUUGUUUACCUCAGAGACCCCCCCACCCCCACCUUGGGAACAGACACCAGACACACACACCACACCAGACUGGACCGGUCCAACCUGCCAGAGAGAACAAGCUUCACUUUUCAACUAUGAACUUUGAACCUCCCAACCAAUGGAGUUCAACUGAAGGAAAAGGGGACAAACAGAACUCCAAAAAAACUCCCAGAAUUCCCUAGGACUACACACAAUCCCUCUCUCUCUCUCUCUCUCACUCUUCCACUCCACUGCCAAAUCCCAAACAACCAAACUGGAUUUUUGUAAACAAUAAAAAUGUUUAAAUAAAGUAUUAGAAUUUUUUUCCUCUUUCUCCAAUUUGUCUGGAGAUUUUAACAAGAAUUUUCAAAGGACAUUUGGUCUUUAAAUUGUGUAGAGAUUGCAGGGACUUUGUUCAUAUUUUUCUAAGACUUUUCUUAUUGCCGUAAUUGGAAAAUCGGUAUCUUCAAAGUCAACUUUGAAGGGACUUUUAUUCUGAAGUGGGAUUACAGCAAGGGAUUUUGGGUGAUUUUUCUGCGACUCUUCAACCAUCGUGAUACGAGGAUCCCUCUUCAAAUCCAACUUUACAACCAAGUUUGGUUUAAUCUCUUGUACAGUUCAAAAAGUUAUAUUUUCCCUCUCAAUGUGAAAAGUAUUUUUUAAAUUUAAGUGUUGAAAAUAUUUUAUUUCAUCCAAACUUUUUGGGGGCCCUAUUUAAGUCUUUGUUGUCUGUUGAAGAUAUGACUUCAUUAUCUAUUCGUCUGGAGGAUUUUCACAUCUUUUUUGACUGUUUUAGGUUGUCUUUGUUGUUGUAGUUACACUGGGGGAGGGGGGAAAGGGGGCUUCAUCAGGACUGAAGGGAGAGAAGCAGUGUAUUGACAUUACAUUUAUUAUAUUAUUGACAUUCUCUUUUAUUUCUGUGUAUUCAUCCAUCAUUUUAGAUCACCCUGACUUUACAGGUUUGUAGUUAGAUGUUCUCACACAGCAUUCCAAUCACCAGCUACAUAACAGUCAUUCAUUUAUACUGGGCAUGGCAGAGCAGUAGAGGCAACUUUACAAUGUCCUGCAUUAAUUUACCUGUAUUUCUACUUUUCUACCAAAGGGGGCAGUGUUUACUCAUUUAGAGAGAUGGACCACUACACAGAAGAAGUCAGUUGGAGAACACUUCACGCUAAAGGCCAAAAAUGUUUAAUUGGGGUUGAUUCGAGAGUCAAUUUUAAAGGCCCAAUGCUGUCAAAAAAUGUGAUUUUUAUGUGUUUUAUAUUUCCACUCUAUGAGGUUGGAAUACUACUGUGAAAUUGUGAAAAUGAUGAUAAUGCCCUUUUUGUGUUUGAGCUGUUUGAGCAGCCCAACUGAAAGAGUUUUGGCUUCAUCAGUCAGUUAAUUAGAGUUCCAAACCUCUCAGCCAAUAACAACUCGUUUCCAUUUUCCUCCUCCCAACUCAGGCCACUCCCAGACAGCCCUAGCAAAAAUUCUUGUUUGAGAAUUUGCUCUUUGCUAUUUUAAUUAAAAAACAAUCACAGUAUGGUAUUGCUACCCAGAAAGUAUGUGAUAUUGAGAUAAACAUAUAUAUUUUUUUAAAGAGCUUAAAAAAGUAAACAGAAAGUCUCAAUUGGGGAUUUUGGGAACAAAUUCCCUCUGGUAGCCUCUUUGGUGUUCUCCUUUUAGAAGACUACUGGUUACGUCAGCACAGUUAUUGUUAUCCUUAUCUGUUUACUCCCAUGCCUUUUAUCUGUGAAGAAUACACAUUUAAUUGAUCCUCCUGUGACGUACACACUGUCCCUUUAAGUAACAACCCAAUAUGUAAGCAAAGAGUACAGUACACAUAGUUUUUAAAUGUUUUGGUCUAGUUUAAAAACAUGAUGUUGUUUUAGGACACAUAAUAUUACAAUGUUCAAUAUUCAA
Oncorhynchus gorbuscha (pink salmon) is the source of this 7405-nucleotide messenger RNA. RefSeq names its product protein 4.1-like. Gene Ontology annotation, molecular function: structural molecule activity; actin binding. Gene Ontology annotation, cellular component: plasma membrane; cytoskeleton. Gene Ontology annotation, biological process: cortical actin cytoskeleton organization. The record is from RefSeq and is a predicted model, not a curated record. Lineage: Eukaryota; Metazoa; Chordata; Actinopteri; Salmoniformes; Salmonidae. Bases 2285 to 5377 code for a protein of 1030 amino acids. The transcript has 22 exons.